AUGGGAAGCUGUGCCGAGGCCCAAACUGCGGCCAAGCCUGCAGCCCUUCCCAGCGCCAACUCGGAGGCUCCAGUCCUCUCUGCAUCUGGCAAGCAGGAUGGCUCCCUGCUGAUCGCAGAGGACCGGCAGGUGGGCAUACUAAGCCUGCAUGCUUAUGCCUCCUACUUCCGGCAGGCAACUUCUAGCGGGUCGUUGCUACAAGGCGCCGUGCUCUUCGUGUUUGUCACCCUGCUGGUAGUUCUCGCGGAGGUCUGCCGCACAUCCACGGAGAUCUGGGUCACGCUGUGGACGGAAGCCACUGGUGAUUCGGGACAAGAUCUUCCGUACUGGCUGGGUGGAUACAGUGCUAUUCUGAUCCUCCUCAUCCUCGUGUGCCUGCUGCGUGCUGUAGUGUUCACAAUGGUCAUCGUCCGCAUCGCGGCGGGUACUCACACACACAUGGUGCAAAAGGUGCUUCGAGCCUCUGCGCCGCUAUUCUUCGAUGUGGUCCCGGCCGGGCGGAUCCUGAAUCGCUUCUCCAGGGACCUGGAUGCUAUGGACUCUCAACUGCCGGACUACAUGGCCGAAUUCCUCACAAGCUUGGUUUACGUCACCGCCAGCGCGGCUGUUUGCGUAACCGUGUCUCCCUUCGCGAUCGUGGGCUUAGUCCCACUUUGCAUCAUGUUCGUGUACGUUCGGAGGUAUUACACGUGCAGUGCCCGGGAACUGAAACGACUAGAGUCUGUUUCCAGGAGCCCGCUCUACGUGGACUUCCAGGAGCUUUUGACGGGCUUGGUUCACCUCCGAGCAUUUGGGCUGGAGCAGAGUGCGCUGCGCAACUUCGAGCGAAAGGUGGACGAGAACAACCAGAUGUUCUUCCACCUUCACGCGCUUGUGCCGUUCAACGUGCUGCGCGGGAACGGUCUCGCUGCACUCUUUGUGUCCAUCAUGGCUGCAGUGGUCGUGGUGUUGGGCAAAAGUCUCGAGACGUCUCUAAUCGGUCUCGGCCUUUCAGCUGCCGCCGGACUCGUCGGACGCCUGCACCAGACGAUCCGAUUCUCCGCGGAAGUCGAAAACAACUUUACUUCAGUUGAGCGCCUGCAGCAUUUCGACAAGGUCCCUCAGGAGGCAGAGAACACCGACGCGCCCAUGCCUGUGGCAUCCUGGCCUAGCAGCGGGGAGGUCGUCUUCGAGGAGGUGAAACUCUGCUAUCGCCCGCACCUCCCUCUUGUCCUGGAUGGAGUGUCUUUCCGCGUCCUUGCCGGACAGCGUGCUGGCAUCAUUGGGCGAACGGGCUCCGGCAAAUCCACCUGCAUGGGUGCAUUGCUUCGUCUCGUGGAGUUAGCUGGAGGCCGGAUCCUUAUCGAUGGCCAGGACCUCGCCAAGGUCCCCCUCCAGCUCCUCCGCGGCCACGCGGUGGCGAUCAUUCCGCAGGAUCCGUUUUUGUUCGCUGGCACCGUUCGGGACAACUUGGAUCCUUUCGGUAUGUCCUCCGCCACCGAGCAUCAGCAAGCUCUGGCGAAAACUGGGCUCUGGGAAGCGCUCGGCGAGGAUGGGUUGGAUUCCCCAGUGCACGGUCGCGGCGCCAACUUCUCAGUUGGCCAACGCCAGUUGCUGUGCUUUGCGCGGGCCCUGCUGCGCCAGGCACGCGUGAUGUUGCUGGACGAGGCCUCAGCAAACAUCGACGCCCUCACAGAUGCCGCGCUCCAGAAAACGCUCCGCACCUGCUUCUCCGGCUCAACUUUGCUCAUCAUCGCGCAUCGCCUGUCCACGAUUGCGGAUGCAGACCUGCUGAUUUGCAUGGACAAAGGCAAGGUCGAAGAGGCAGGCCCGCCGGCAGCCUUACGAAGAAAGGGAGGUGUCGUGGCAACGAUGUUUGCAAAUGCAGGCGAGCCCGAGCUGCCAGCAGAAGGCAGAGGCGAUCUGCCAUCCACCAAGGUCUCCCUCUAA
Messenger RNA from Symbiodinium natans, 1929 nucleotides. NCBI's taxonomy places the organism in Eukaryota, Dinophyceae, Suessiales, Symbiodiniaceae. The record is from the annotation of a GenBank genome assembly.